AUGGCUGAGCAGCCGGAGAAUGCUUCCCCCAAAAAGGUGGGCCUGGCUGAACGAAACUCCCGCAUGGACCAGCUCCGAUCUCAGUUGGUCGGGGUGUCGAUCACGGGGCAGCUCGAACCUAGCCAUGCCUUGCUAGAUAUGACAGUGCAGCAGUGGGACAAUCGUUGCCUCAAACACAUUGGUCCUGAGAAAUGUCACAGUAGAGAGGAUGAGGUCCAAAACCUCAAGCCUUUGUCUACCAGCAUCUCGCUGGAAGGGGGCAAGUUGAAGAUCACAGAGGGUGCUGGCUUGGAUGACAGGGACAUCGAAGGGUCUCUCCAGGUUGUCAAUGCUCUGAGACGACGAGGCAUUGCCUACGCUUUUGCUCGAUUGAUCAGUUGGGCCAGGCAUGAGGCGUACCUUGCCUCAUUGUUCGCCUACUUGACUCAACCUGCUCAGGCAGGUUAUCGCAAGGUAUCCCUUCGCCAGGUGCUUCGUGCCGACAAACUCGCCUUUGCUAAGAUGGCUGAGGCCGGCGAGGACAUACGAGCUGACGCUUCGGGCAAAUUGCCGUUGGGUGAAGCCGUUUCAAACAUCUUGAAGGAUUACUCCCUCAUUGUGGCAUUGCUUCCCCUUGCUGAUGUUGAAGGGCUGUCUGGCAAAGGUCGGCCAGCAAAGUGGAGUCGGCCGGGGCCCUAUACCCCACCCUCUGGCAAGAAAGGUAAGUAUGGCAAAGGUGCUGGUGGAGGCAAGGGGUUCGACUCUUGGGGCGGCAAGGGAAAGGCUCCCUUGAAGGGCAAGGACUUCAAGGGCAAAGGAGCCGGAUCGUCGUUUGCGAGACAGGAAUGGUUGCCGGAAGGCUUGCGAUACCAAGGAGCUUCGGCUUGGAGCAAGCGUGGUGGAAAAGUGUGCUACGGUUACAAUUUGGGGUCGUGUACCGACCCGGCUUGCCAGAAGGGCGAGCACUGCUGCAUCAUUUUCUCUUGUGGUGCAUUUUUCCUCGCAGAUGAUGCGAUGGGCGGAGUGCUCAUCUGCGUUCCCGCCAUGGCAUUGCCAGCUGAUGUGAUUCGAUUUUGCGUGCAUUUUGCGAGCAGUUGUUUGCAGAGAUCACUUCCUUUGGUGAUCGAGGGGCGGCCCGAGUCACCGCUUUGGUCGGCUCUUGGAGAGUCGAGGGCCCUCACAGGCCUUCCAUUUGACUUAGUUGUCAACUGGAAAGAUCACAAAAGCGAAACGACCCGUAUCGUUUCAAACAUGCCUGAAAUUCAGGUGGUUUCGAGUACCACAGUUGUGCCAAGACAAUCUGGUAGUCGGCCGACUAAGGAAGCUGGGUUUGCUUACCCGGCCGCGUUUGCGACCAUGUUGGCUGAUGUAUUUUCCACGGCGAUUGAAGCAAGGGGCAUCCGUUGCCGAAGUGCAAAGAUCGCCAAUCGGCACCUUAGGGCAUCGGCUAUGUUGCAGUCCAGGGGCGCUUCGCCAUACCCAGUGGUUGACGAGUGGAAGUUGGUGGUGUAUGUCUUGGUUCCUGUCCAGUGUGGCUGCGACCCACUCGCAGGUGACAAGCGACUUAAGGAGGCUUGGCCAGUACCUCCCGGGGUGGCCGUGGCACCGAGCAUGCAAGUGCUCCCGGCUGAUUCUCAGCUGUUGUCACGGGCUCAGAGUGGGGGGCUGGUGAGCCCGCAACUCCAGCAGAAAAUACAGGAGAUGGGCGAAGUUUCCAUACUUCGAGUAGGGAUUCCAUGGGAUCCACUUGAGUUCAUUGCUCAAGCAGGUCCGUUCCCAGAGAAAGUCCUUCAUACAGAGAUGGUCCAAGAG
Messenger RNA from Symbiodinium sp. CCMP2456, 1791 nucleotides. NCBI's taxonomy places the organism in Eukaryota, Dinophyceae, Suessiales, Symbiodiniaceae. The record is from the annotation of a GenBank genome assembly.